AUGUCUUUUAUCAACAAGUUUAUUGAUAAAGCAAAAGGCGCUCGCCAGCAAAGUCAACCCGACCAUCAUACCCCACAAAAUAGCAACACUAGCAGUAAAUCCAUCUCCUCCAUUGCAACACAUUCUACAAAUCAUAGCUCCUCUCAUCAGACUGAUUUCUCUACGGUCAAGUCGUCCACAUCUUCCUCAAAUCAUCACCAUACCAAACAAGAUGAAGAUCUAGAAGAUUUGAUUGAUUCCCUUCAGCAGCUGAAAAAAGAUAAACCUGCUAAAUCAGACAUGUCGGCAUCUUCAAACACAACCGCAACGACCGCUACAACAGCAGCAGCAAAGAGCAUAAAUGAAAUACAGCCACAGCCGAUGCAACACCAGCGUAGUAGCAACCGAUCCACACCCACUUACACUUCGGUAUACAAUGAUCAGUCAAUCAUUAAGCAACGUCAGGAUCGCCCUCGACUCAAAUUAGCGGACUUCAACAUGUUGCGUACGCUCGGCACAGGUUCAUUUGGUCGUGUUCACCUUGUCCAAUCUCGUGUUAACGCACGUUAUUACGCUGUAAAGGUAUUGAAGAAAUCCGAAGUUGUUCGGCUGAAGCAGGUGGAGCACACAAACAACGAAAAACACAUUUUGGAAUCAGUAGCACAUCCCUUCUUGGUGAAUAUGUGGGGUACUUUUCAGGAUACGGUGAAUCUGUACAUGGUGAUGGAUUACGUUCCUGGCGGUGAAUUGUUCUCGGUACUUCGUCGGUCAAAGCGAUUCCCUGAUCAUGUCGCCAAAUUCUACGCUGCUGAAGUGAUUCUUGCUAUCGAGUACAUGCACUCGAAAAAUGUCAUUUAUCGCGAUUUGAAACCUGAGAAUCUAUUGUUGGACAGUCAAGGACACAUCAAGAUUACUGAUUUUGGUUUUGCAAAGCAUGUUCCUGAUAUUACUUGGACAUUGUGUGGUACUCCCGAUUACCUAGCCCCAGAAAUCAUUCAGUCAAAAGGUUACGGUCGAGCUGUGGAUUGGUGGAGUUUGGGUGUUUUAGUUUUUGAAAUGUUGGCAGGCUAUCCUCCAUUUUAUGACGACGAUCAUCUCAAGCUGUACGAAAAGAUUCUUGCAGGUCGCGUCAAAUACCCUCAGUAUUUUAUACCCAAUUCCAAAGAUUUAUUGAAGCGUUUAUUAACUGCUGAUUUGACAAAGCGUUAUGGUAACUUGAAGGAUGGUAGUGAGGACAUCAAGAGACAUGCAUGGUUCCAGGGCGUUGAUUUCAACCGGGUGUUGGCUCGUCAAAUUAGACCUCCUUAUGUCCCCAGCAUUCGUGGUGAGGGUGAUGCUAGUCAUUUUGACAGAUAUCCUGAAACAGACGAACAGUAUGGUAAUGAGGCUGCUCCUGAUCCAUUUAGAAAUCUUUUCCCUGAUUUUUAA
Mucor velutinosus is the source of this 1407-nucleotide messenger RNA. RefSeq lists its product as uncharacterized. The coding region runs from base 1 to 1407 and encodes 468 amino acids. NCBI's taxonomy places the organism in Eukaryota, Fungi, Mucoromycota, Mucoromycetes, Mucorales, Mucoraceae. Gene Ontology annotation, molecular function: protein serine/threonine kinase activity; ATP binding. The record is from RefSeq and is a predicted model, not a curated record. Gene Ontology annotation, biological process: protein phosphorylation. The transcript has 6 exons. Gene Ontology annotation, cellular component: nucleus.